AUGGUUACCCUAAGCUUUGCGAUCCAUUCUUUAGAUUACCCUCUUAUUGUUUCUUUGAUUACUGCCAUUGGCAUUGUCUUUCUCUUGUUAUCCUGCCUGAUUGGAGUCUGCAUCAUUGCAACAUCGUUCAUCAUCCUCAUCAUCUACAUUAUUUGUGAAUGCCUUAGCUGGCCUAUAUUCGGGAAGUUCAUUUCCGAUCUGCUGAGAAGAGCAAUUCAUCGAGUUCGGGUAGUGACUUACCAAGCAAUAAUCCCAAACUAUUUGCAACAAUCGGGGAUGACAGAAGGGUUUCCGCAGAGUACAGACGACAGAGUCAUGUUAAGGCAGCAGACCUUUGAGAAACUGUUACGGCCAAUGAUUUAUGGGGUUGGUUCACAUCCGUUGAAAUCCAGAGACUGCGCCAUAUGCUUGGAUGAUUAUGUGGUUGGUGAAGUGUGUAGAGUUUUUCCAGCGUGCAAACACACGUUUCAUUUGAGUUGCAUUGAUCACUGGCUCGAAAAUCAUCGAACGUGCCCGGUUUGCAGACAAUGUAUUUAAGAUGCAUGCUCUUUGCAUGUAAUGAUCAGCUUUAAAAGCCAUAGAUCAGUUUAAAAUCAAGGUUGGAUCUAAUCACAUCCAUGCGAUAAUUUUAUUUGACAGCUAA
Theobroma cacao (cacao) is the source of this 643-nucleotide messenger RNA. RefSeq names its product putative RING-H2 finger protein ATL19. NCBI's taxonomy places the organism in Eukaryota, Viridiplantae, Streptophyta, Magnoliopsida, Malvales, Malvaceae. The record is from RefSeq and is a predicted model, not a curated record.